UUCCGCAGGGCGCUCUCCUGAAGGAGCAGAUCGUCAUCGGGACGCCGGGAACGACCUUGGAUUGGUGUUUCAAACGCCAGGUCAUCGACGUGACGAAGAUCAGCCUCUUCGUGUUGGAUGAAGCCGACAUCAUGAUGGACACGCAGGGUCUCUCCUGUCAGAGCAUUCGCAUCCAGAGGGUUUUACCCAAAAAUUGUCAGAUGUUGCUUUUCUCAGCCACUUUCAAAGAAAGCGUCCGAGCUUUCGCCGUCCGAAUCAUCUCCAACCCCAUCGUCAUCAAACUGCGGGAGGAGGAACUGACCCUGGGCAACAUCCGGCAGUAUUUCUUCGUUUGUAAAAACCGGGAAGAAAAGUACGGAGCCCUUUGUAACAUCUACGGCAGCGUCACCGUGGGCCAAGCCAUGAUCUUCUGCCAG
Antrostomus carolinensis (chuck-will's-widow) is the source of this 416-nucleotide messenger RNA. RefSeq names its product ATP-dependent RNA helicase DDX25-like. The transcript is spliced from 2 exons. Lineage: Eukaryota; Metazoa; Chordata; Aves; Caprimulgiformes; Caprimulgidae. The record is from RefSeq and is a predicted model, not a curated record. Gene Ontology annotation, molecular function: nucleic acid binding; ATP binding. The annotation marks the transcript as partial.